UCGACAGGAUUAAACCGUCUCUCUCAUCAACAGUCAGUGCCAAUGGUGGUGAGAUUUAACGCAGCCCAAAAACAAAUGUGCAUUAGCUUCUAAUUGGUGUUAAGCGUGCUUGAAGAGUUUUUUUUUAUCACUCACCUAUGAGCGGAUCGGAUCGGAUCAGCUAAACUGUGUUACCUGAACAACAACAACAAUCCCGCACAUGCCAGAACACAAACACAAAUCAAUUCACGCAAGUACAAACAAGUACAGCUGUCUCGUUUCAAUACAGUGAAAAAAUACUAUAAUUAAACUUUGAAUUGUAAACAACAACGUGCGAAGGUUCAUUAUCUCUGAAUUUUUAUCGGUUUGCAUGAUUUGCGGUCCUAAAUGUAAGCAAAGGCUUACAAUUUGAAGAGCCGUAAGAAUUUUAAUUAUAAAGCGAUUAGCUUAUUGAAGCAAAAAAUAGCAUUCUUCAAUGAUCAUGGCAGGAACAAACAUUCAAAGUAAUGAACAACGGAAACGCAAUGCAAUCGGAAAACUAGGGCGACCACGAAAGAGUACAGACAUACCGUCUGGGAGGCGAUCAUAUUUCAGUCAAACACGCCCAAUGGCAGCCGGAACCGUCCGGCUAGGCGGUAGUGUAUUCAUCCUUGUCACCGCUGCUAUCACCGUUCUUGCGACAGAGCGUAAGCUUCAAGCAACUGGCCGUGUAGUAUUCAGAUUUUAUCGUAAUGAAGCCAUCUUGUUUGGACUCUCAAAGAUCGCUUCAGUGGACAUUAAAUGCACUCAUCACGAUGAGUUCUUCUACGCACAUCCGAGCACCAGCUGUUCAUCAUAUUAUCGUUGCUUCCAACGGCAAGCAGUCCGAUAUAAAUGCAAUGACAAAUCUUUUUUUGACUUCUACCAGCAGAAAUGUGUUCACUCACAGGGAACUUGUUACGAGCCUAUCUGUACGGGAAAAUCCGACGGUAUUUACGCCGAUACUACGCAGGCCUGCAGAAGAUCAUACCAGUGCAAGGGUGGUAUGCUGAUCAGGAUGGACAACUGUCCUCAGGGCCAUCUGUUUGAUGGUAGCAAAUGUGUACCGCAACAUGAGGUCACCUGUGAAAGGCCAACGAUUUCGGCCGUCAUGAUCUCAUUUAACGGAGAUGAUCGAUGCUAUGGAUUACAAAACGGCUAUCAUGUGAUCGAUGAUGAUCAGUGCAGAAAGUUUAUGAUUUGUCAGGAUAACAACGUAGUCGAUAUACUGGAAUGCCCCGUAGGAUAUGCGUAUGAUGAGAUGAGUCGAAGAUGCACCUUCAACGAUGAUGUCAAAAUCUUGGGCUGCAUGAGUAAUUACAUGGAGGAAACGAAUGAUGUUUGUUCUUGGCUCCCAGAUGGGAUGCAUUUGGAUCCUACGUCUAGAACCUGUAAAAAUUACAUCAAAUGUUUAGAUGGAAAAAUUGUCUCUAGGCAUGACUGUCCAGGAUCUACUACAUUCAAUGGGUUUCAGUGUGUUCCUGAUUUUCUGUACCACUGUCCUAGAUUAGCUCUCACGGGUGACAUUUGUGAGAAAAAGAUAGACGGUUACUACAUCGAUCCAAGAAAAGGCUGCUCCUAUUUUGUCCGCUGUUCAAAACAGCAAACGGUCGAACAGCAUUCAUGUCCGGCAGGAUUUCAGUACAACCCAAUGAAAAACUUGUGCAUUGAACUUUACCAAGACGGUAAUUGUCAUGAAUCAGGUUAUUCAAGUGAUUGCGUUCAGCGGUCUGCCGGUUUCUAUCAGGAUUUUUCCGAUGCCUCAAACUGCGUCCAGUACUUCUACUGCUUUAAUGGUAAUAAAACGACGUUUCGCUGUCCUGUUGGAUUUGUUUUUGAUGGGGAAAAUUGUGUGAGCUCCUCUACAUACUCUUGUCCUAGUACAAAUUCCGACUCUUGCGCAAAUAAACCAAAUGGAUAUUACCGUGAUUCAACGAGCGGUUGUCGCUCCUAUUUCUACUGCUAUGAGGGGAGCAAAACCUCAUAUUUGUGUAAUCCAGGACAAAUCUUCAGCCACGGACAGUGCAUUGAUCGUCUCGAAGACACAUUCUGUCCGGAAGAUCUCGUGUGCUUUGGAAAAUCGGAUGGAUACUACCACGAUCUUCAAUCGUUCUGUCGAAACUAUUUCUACUGUCAGCGUGGUGAGAAGCUACAAACUCUUACCUGUCGGGGAAGCAAGAUGUUUAACGGAAAUAGCUGUGUUUCGCAGGACUCCUAUGUAUGUCCACACGGAGAAGCUGCAGCUGAUCCGCUGCUGAACUGUAUACCUCGCACAUGUGAACCGAUAUGUUCGAAAAAUGGCUUCAAAAUUGAUUAUGAUAGCAACUGCUCGAAAUAUUUCUUCUGCAUCGAUGGCAAACCGACAAAUUUGUCAUGCUCGAACAAUUACGUUUUCAAUGGCGAACUGUGCGUUUCCCGAGAUACGUAUCGGUGUCCAAAGUACUGCGAUGCGACGGUCGUGUGUAGUUGAUGGAACUAACUACCUGGAAGUUUCAUACCUGAACCCGAUCCAAUGCGGCAGCAUGCGAAUACCGUCAAUUAGCAACGAAUGUUUGGUGGGCGUUCCAGGACUAGUUUCUAGGUUUAUUUAUUUAUUCUACUUGCAUUUAUACAUCUGAAUGGGUGUAAAGGGCGACACAUGGAACUUAAAAGUCUCAUCCGUGCCAACGUUGCCAUGGGAUUUGUCUGCCGGACAAAACUCGUUUUGUGUACGUAAUGACGGUUUUCACGUCAAAUGAUUGAAUGGUAGAUUGAUCAGGCAGCGUAAAAACCGCUAAAUGAUAGUGAAUUACUGAAGCUAUUUAUUUUCUUUAGAAUAACACUACAUUCUAAAAAAGAGACUCAUUUAGAAUACUCAUUCGAUACUAUUUAGAGAUAGUAUUAUUUAUAAAGACUUUAAUAA
Molecule: messenger RNA, 2899 nt
Organism: Malaya genurostris
Lineage: Eukaryota; Metazoa; Arthropoda; Insecta; Diptera; Culicidae
Exons: 5
Coding region: 455-2467 (670 amino acids)
Cellular component (GO): extracellular region
Molecular function (GO): chitin binding
Source: RefSeq, a predicted model, not a curated record